This is a messenger RNA of Branchiostoma belcheri (Belcher's lancelet), 16327 nucleotides long. RefSeq names its product ryanodine receptor 3-like. Gene Ontology annotation, cellular component: sarcolemma; smooth endoplasmic reticulum; sarcoplasmic reticulum membrane. Gene Ontology annotation, biological process: calcium ion transmembrane transport; intracellular calcium ion homeostasis. The record is from RefSeq and is a predicted model, not a curated record. Lineage: Eukaryota; Metazoa; Chordata; Leptocardii; Amphioxiformes; Branchiostomatidae. Gene Ontology annotation, molecular function: protein binding; ryanodine-sensitive calcium-release channel activity.
AGGCAGGUGGAGGUCAGAGUCAUGGCGAACGUAUCAUGCUGGCUGCAGAAGGAUUUGGCAAUAGGAAAUGUUUCAUCGAGAGUUUACAACGCAAAGAGGCAACAAGCUCUUCUGGGUCAGAUCAGGUAGAUUCUUCCACUCAAGAUGAUGUGCCGUCUGUUCCUCCAGAUCUGUCUAUCUGCAGGUUCCUGUUGGAGCAGGCAGUUUCUGUUCGAGCUUUACAGGAGCUGGUGACAGCAGAGUCUGUAGAAGACAGUCCUGCUGCUUCACAGAACCACAGAACACUGCUGUAUGGUCAUGCUGUGCUCCUCAGACACAUGCACAGCAACAUGUACCUGUCUUGUCUGUCUACCAGCUCCUCUAAGGAUAAGCUAGCCUUUGAUGUGGGAUUACAGGAAGGUUCCCAAGGUGAGGCAUGCUGGUGGAUCAUCAAACCUGCCUCCAAACAAAGGUCUGAAGGGGAGAAGGUCAGGGUUGGAGAUGACCUCAUUCUUAUGAGUGUGUCCUCAGAGAGGUAUCUGCAUGUUACCUUCAAUGGCGGCUUUGGUGUCCAAGCAGCAUUCCAGCCCACCUUGUGGUCAGUUGUACCUGCCAGUGCUGGAGCUGACCCAGCACAAGGCUUCUUGGGUGGUGGAGACGUGUUAAGGUUUCUGAGGAUGGAUGAGUGUAUGACAGUGCCUCUAGUUGUGGGGAAAGACGAGGACGAUGCAAGGCCAGUGCACUAUGAACUUGGGGAAGUUAUAGACCAUGCAAGGUCACUGUGGAGGAUAGAGCUUUUGAGGACCAAAUGGAGCUCCCAACAUAUUGACUGGGGUCAGCAAUUCAGGCUACGUCAUGUAACCUCAGGAAAGUACCUGACCAUCAAAGACAAUCGUUUAGUCGUCAUAGUACCAAAGGAUCAGUGUGAUGCUAAGUCCAGCUCGUUUUGUAUGAAGAGGACAAAGGAUGACAAGAAAACAUGGGACAAGAGGAUUAUGGGAAUGGGCACACCCCAGAUCAAGUAUGGAGAAUCUCUUGUCUUUAUCCAGCAUGUGGACACAGGAUACUGGCUAUCUUACCAGGCAGCUAGUGGGAAGAGGACUCAACUUGUGGCUACCAGGAGGGCCAUUGUGUCCCUGGAGGGCCACAUGGAUGACAGCAUGUCCCUGCAGAGGGCCCUGCCUGAGGAGGCACAGGCUGCCAGGAUUGUCAGGAAGUCAACAAGCAUCUUUGACAAGUUUACUAUUGACCUGGCUUACCUGUCCGUCCUGUCCAAGGGGCAGAAGAUGAAGCUGGAAGUGGACGCAAUCAUGGCUGUUAUUGCCGAUCUCAUCAAGUACUUUGCUCAGCCAGCAGAAAAUGAAACCCAUGAAGAGAAGCAGUUGAAGUUGAAGACUGUGAGAAACCGUCAGGACUUGUUUCAGGAGGAGGGCAUGAUAGAGAUGGUGUGUAAUGUCAUUGACAAGCUGUCAGAGUUCAAGAGUGCUCGUUUAUUUGCCCAAGUGGCUGGAGAGCAGGCAGGACUGGCUUAUGAAGGAAUUGUGGACUCUUUGUAUCAAUUACUGGCUUGCAUGAUCCGGGGAAACAGGAGCAACUGUACCAAGUUUGCUAAGUCCUUGGGCUGGUUGGUGAGCAAGCUGGAAAGUCAAUCUGCCUCCACUGGUAUUCUGGAUGUGCUACAUUGUGUGCUAAUUGAGAGUCCUGAUGCUCUGAACAUGGUCAAAGAACAGCACAUCAAAGUCAUCAUCUCUCUCAUUGAGAAGCAUGGUAGAAAUCACAAGGUUCUGGAUGUGUUGUGUUCCCUGUGUGUGUGCAAUGGAGUGGCUGUCAGGUCCAACCAGAACCUGAUUGUGGACAACCUGCUGCCCAGCAGGGAUAUCCUGUUGCAAACCAAACUGCUCGAUCACGUCACCAGCAUACGGCCCAACCUGUAUGUAGGGCUGGCAGACGGAGGAGUACAUUACACCAAGUGGUACUAUGAGCUGGUUGUAGAGGAGGUACAGCAGAACACCUCCAUCCCUGCACACCUGAGGGUCGGCUGGGCCAACUCCAGUGGUUUCUCCCCAUACCCUGGUGGUGGUGAGGGUUGGGGGAGUAACGGUGUGGGAGAUGACUUCCAUUCUUAUGGUUUUGAUGGGAUGCAUCUGUGGACAGCUGGACGUGCCAGGAGGGUUCAGUCCUACGACCCCCACAUGUUGACAAAGGGGGACAUUGUCAGCUGCUGCCUGGACCUCACAGUACCCUGUAUUUCAUUCCGUAUGAAUGGAAACCCAGUGCAGGGCAUGUUUGAGCAUUUCAACUCCUCCCCUGGUCUCUUCUUCCCAGUGAUUAGUUGCUCUACAAAAGUAGUUGUCCGUUUCCUGUUUGGAUCACCACACGGCGACUUACAGUACCUUCCUCCGGAGGGCUACGCUCCGAUAUAUGAACUUCUGCUCCCUAAUGAACCACUGGUAGUAGAACCCCUCUUCCACUUUGCAGGGGUGGAUGAAGGAUACAUCCAUGGCUCCAAAGGCCUGGAGAAGUAUGAACCACUCGUGCCUAACCCUGUCAACACUACACAUAUCACUCUGCCUGGCUUUGUGGAGUCUGUACGGGAAAAAUUGACUGAGAACCUUCACGACCUCUGGUGCAUGAAGAAGAUUGAGGCUGGUUGGAGUUAUGGCAUAGCUGAGGAUGAGGAGAAGAAGCAAGAGCCAAGACUUAUUGACUUCAGCAAGCUUCACCAUGAUGAGAGGACAGCUCAAACUAAUUUUAUACUGGAAAGCCUCAAGGCCAUUGUUUCUCUUGGCUACCAUAUUGGCGUAGCUGACAUCGAAGCUGCCAAGAAGGUCAAGAAACUCAGACUGCCAAAGAACUACAUGAUGGCUAAUGGGUACAAACCUGCUCCGGUGGACACCUCCAAAAUCUCCCUGACUAACAAGCUUAAGGAACUGGUAGAGCAACUGGCAGAGAAUACUCAUAACAUCUGGGCAAGGGACAGAGUCCGUGAUAAGUGGACCCAUGGCCUUGUUGAAGACAAGGAGUUGAAGAGACAUCCCUAUCUGUUACCAUACAACCUUCUCCCAGAGUCAGUUAAACAGAACAACAGGGAGAAAGGGUAUGAGGCAAUCCGCACCCUUCUGGCUUAUGGCUACUCCAUUGAACCACCCGUCACAUCUGAUGAGCCAGCCAUCAGAGCUCUUUUGAGGGGAGCCAAUGGGUCCAAAAAGACUCGACUAAGGACGUACCGCGGAGAGAAGACAUAUGCGGUGAAGAAGGGGAAGUGGUACUUUGAGUUUGAAGUGGUGUCUACAGGCAACAUGAGAGUUGGCUGGUGCUCACCACUCACCAGGUCUGAUGAGGAUCUUGGUGCAGACAAUCUCUCCUAUGCUUUUGAUGGCUUUUAUGGGCUGAAAUGGCACGGCCACCAUGAAAGUUUUGGCCGUACUUGGAGGCCUGGUGAUGUAGUGGGAUGUCUACUGGAUCUGAAUGAUAAACACAUCAGCUUUACCUACAAUGGUGAGCUGAUGGUAGACAAAAAUGGACAGGAAGUUGCUUUCAAGGACAUCGAAAUUGGACAGGGUUAUGUACCAGCAUGCAGUCUUGCAAAGGGAGAGAAGGCCAGGCUAAACCUUGGGCAUGAUGCCUCCACUUUCAAGUUUUUCACAGUACAUGGGCUGAAGGAGGGCUAUGAACCAUUCUGUGUGAACAUGAAGAGGCCGAUGACUAUGUGGUAUACAGUCCAUCAUCUUCCACUGUUCAGUAACAUCAGUAAUGAUGAGAUUGAUGUCAUCAGGAUUCCUCCUGGUGCCAAAGCACCACCUUCCCUGAAAGUGGUGCACAAGAAGAUCAGCACCAAGCAGGAUGAGCCAAACUUUGUGUACAUGCGGCUCAGCCUGCCAGUGAAAAUGAGGGACAGGUUCACCAGACCACGAGUCAGGACUGAAGAGGAGUUUGAUCCCAUUCUUGACAAAGUUGAUACCGAUUUUGAAGCUCUUGUUAAGAGCAAAGAAGGACAGUUUAGUGAAGAGAAACCCAAGUUCAAGGAUGACAUGACAGAGAGGGACAGGCUCAAGAUGUUGGCAGAGAAGUCUCUAGAGAGGAUGGGGGAACUGGACACCUCCAAGGAAAAGAAGCCGAAGAAGAAACCCCUUGAUACCCUCUUGAAGAGAAAGAGACCAGCCUCUGUCAUCAUGGAGCCUGAAUCACCUGCAACACCAGCUGAACCUGAGGAGGAAGAACCUGACUGGAGCAAAGUUACCACAUACUACUGGGCUGUCAGGAUUUUCCCACAACAGGACCCAAAUCAGGUGUACGUGGGCUACUGUACAACUGACUUUCACCAGUACGAGAGAGAUUUUGAUCCUCUGAAGAUCAGACAAGUUACCUGCACCAUGGGUGACGAGCAUGGCAAUGUCUAUGAGACAAUUACCCGGCAGAACUGCUUUAUGAUCUGUGCUGGUGACUACGCGGCAGCCAUGGGCCCAGAGGGAGCUAAGCGAGGUCUCGUCAUUGGCUGCAUGGCUAACGUGGCCACUGGAGUUCUGUCCUUCUCUGCCUAUGGCAAAGAGCUCACAACCACCUUCCAGGUGGAACCAGGUAUGAAGGUGUUUCCUGCAGUUUUCUGUGAUCCUUCAGCUCAUGACAUGGUGCAAGUUGAGCUGGGGAAGAGUAAGACCUGCCUGCCGCUGUCUGCAGUCUACUUCAAGAGUGAGGCUGGUAACCCUGUGCCUCAGUGCCCAGCCAGGGUGGAGAUGCAGCUGCUCAAGCCGACCUCCUGGAAGAGAAUGCCAGCCAAGUGCCUAGACGUGCGCAGCUUCAAAGAGUCUCCAACCAAGGGAUAUCACAUGGAGUGUAUAGAGCCUGUGCAAUUUAUGGCCUGUUACAUUCCUGAGGAACACAAAUGUGUGGAUCUCCUGGAGCUGAUUGAUGAUGAAAUUCUCUUGAGGUUCCAUGCUGGAACACUGAAAAUGUACAGUGCUGUAUGUGCCGAGGGGAACUACAGAGUCGCACACAUCCUGACUGAGCAUAUUGACAGGGAACAACUCAUGUACUGUAUUAGAUCAAGAUAUCUCCCAGGACUGUUGAGGAAGGGUUUCUAUGACCUCAUGAUUGACAUGCAUCUGGAGUCAAGGGUCAAGUCAAGGAUGAUGACCCAGAAUGAGUACAUCGUGCCCCUGAGUGACCAGACCCGCUCCAUCACCCUGUUUGAGGACUGUGAAGCUCUGAAACCAUUUCUACCUGGUGUCUGCCCAUCCACCUCUAUCAGACCACCAGUACUCAAGCCAGAGUUCAUAACAGAAAUUGGAGACCUGAAGUUUGUUGGCAGCCCACCAUAUGACCUGAUAGAACUGAAAAAGUAUGUCCUGGAGGAGCUGACAGCUGCAGUCCAUGCAGGUGUUCAUUGCAGGGACCCACCUGGAGGAAGCAUGGAGAACCUCUUUGUUCCAUCUUUAAAACUUGUGGACAAGCUGUUUCUCAUUGGUAUUUUGAAUGAUGAUGAGAAGAGACUGAUUCUGAGCCUGAUUCACCCGGGUGUGUUUGAUGAGAACUAUGCAUCAGGCACUGUUCCUGAUGGACUGCUGCAAAUGGGUCUGGUGGAACCAGUCAAACUGCAGAUGUGCUACCUGCUUCAUCAUCUAUGUGACAAUGAUCUUAGGCACAAGGUGGAGUCCAUUGUUGCAUUCGGAGACCAGUGGGCCUGUAAAGUACAAAAGAACCAAGCAGAGCGCUACCACGAGGUGAUGAGUGCUCUGCACAUGUCGGUGGCUGUCACAGCCAGGAAGACCAAAGAGUUCAGGUGUUCACCACAAGAGCAAAUGAAUCAUCUAGUGGAUUUUAAAGAUGAUGAAGAGAAUGAAGACUGUCCCACACCCAUGGACAUGAGAGAGGCCAUGUUUUACUUCCAUGAUGACAUGCUGACUGACCUGGGUAUGCCAUUGGAUGAAGAAGAGGAGGAGCCACCUACUCUCUCUAUUGGUCAGCGCUUUGUUAACCUGCUAAAGAAGCUGAGACUGGUGAGAAACAAGCAGGAGGAAGAUGGGGAGGAAGGGAGGGAGGAAGAACCAGCACCAGAGAAUCUGCAGCAGCUGGUGUCUCAGCUCAUGGUGAAGUGGGCCACAGAGGCUCACUUGGAGGACCCUUCUCUGGUGCGGGAGAUGUUCAGUCUGCUCCACCGGCAGUAUGACAGCAUCGGUGAGCUGCAACGUGCCCUGGAGAAGUCCUACACCAUCAGUGACAGGUCUGUUGAUGAUGUUCGCAGACUGCUGGGGUCUAUUGUACAGAUCCGCUCCUUACUGUAUGUGCAGAUGGGAACAGAGGAGGAGGAGCUCAUGAUUCAUGGGCUAGCAGGCCUGAUGAACAAUGUAGUAUUCUACCAGCACCCCCACCUGUUGAGGGCCUUGAACAUCCACGAAACUGUCAUGACUGUCAUGGUCAAUGUGCUUGGUAAAACUCCAGAGGGAUCUACUGAGCUGUUGUUCCCUAAGUUGGUGGAGGAAAGCUGCAGGUUUCUGUGUUACUUCUGCCGCUGCAGCAAGCAGAACCAGAAGGCAAUGUUUGACCACCUGUCCUACCUGCUAGACAACAGUUCCUUUGGUCUAAGUGACCCUGCAAUGAGGGGAGCCACCCCACUGGAUGUGGCCUCAGCUUCAGUGAUGGACAACCAUGAGCUGGCCCUGGCAGUUAGGGAGACCCAUCUAGAAAAGGUGGUGAACUACCUGGCUCGUUCCAGCCUACACCACAACAAGCUGCUGAGUGACGACAUUGGCUGGGACCCCAUUGAGGCUGAGAGAUACAUAGAUUUCCUCAAACAAACUGUCUGGGUUAAAGAUGAGUGUGUGGAAGAAAACUCCAUGCUUGUAGUACGUCAGCUGAUCCGCAGGCCAGAAUGCCUUGGUCCAGCCCUCGGGGAGGAGGGAAAAGGUCUUUUAGUCACCAUUAAGGAAGCCAUGGAGCUGUACAAGAUCCCUGAGGUCACCAUAGAUGAGGAUGAACUUAAGAAUAGGCCUGCCCCUCAGGAUAGACUACCUCCAGGAGAUCGUGAAGGUGACAUCCAGGUGGACAUGGCCUACUGCAUCAUUACCUUCUACUCAGCACUCAUUGAGCUGCUGGGGAAAUGCUCUCCUGACCAAAAUCUCAUUAUGCAGGGUAAGAGUGAGGCUCUGAGGAUCCGUGCCAUAUUGAGGAGCCUGGUGGUAAUGCCUGACCUGGAGGGUGUGCUGGCCUUGAAGUUCAGGCUGCCAACAUCUUUAGAACUCAGGGCAGGUGUGGCUCAAGGAAUGGAGCAAGGCUUCACACCUAUACACAAGGCAGGAGUUGUGGUGUUUUUGGACCGGGUGUACGGUAUCGAGACACGUGAGGUGCUGCUCAGGUUGAUUGAAGUGGCCUUCCUGCCAGAUCUCAGGUCCACCAACAGCUUGGACACAGAUGAGAUGCACAACUGCGACAUGGCCCUGGCACUGAACAGAUACAUGUGCAACUCUGUGCUGCCUCUGCUGACCAGAAAUUCACACCUGUUUGCCAACUGUGAUCACCGGGCCAACCUGAUCGACUCCCUCCUCCACCAGGCUUACAGGUUGUCUCGCUGCAGGUCCCUCACCACUGCACAGAGGGACACUGUCUCAGACUUCCUGGUAGCAGUAGCCAGGGAGCUUCGACCCAGCAUGAUGCAGAGACUACUGAGAAAACUCUCCUAUGAUCUGCCUUCUUUGAAUGAAUACACUUUUGUACCGCUGAGGCUGCUAACUCUUCACUUUGAGAGAUGUUCCAAGUACUACGGCACACUGGGAGGAUGGGGAGACUAUGGCUGUGCCAGUGAUGAGGAGAAAAGACUGACAAUGAACCUGUUUUCUGGAGUCUUUGAUGCCUUGGCAAAGAGGCCUUAUGAACCAUCCUUGUUCUCCAAAACUCUGCCCUGUCUGACGGCCAUCGCCUGUGCCCUGUCGCCAGACUAUGCUCUGGUAAAAGAUGAUGAGAGCUGGCAGAGAUACAGUCACACUGACAAGGAGGGCAACUAUGUGCCUGUACCAGUAAACAUUGACAAAUCCACUCUGCCCAUUGACUUCUCUGGAUUUGUCAAUAAACUUGCUGAGCAAACUCAUGACAUGUGGGCUUAUGAAAAGUACAAUGCUGCCUGGGCCUUUGGUGAAGAGCUUGAUGAAGGAGCAAAGAGACACCCGAUGUUGAAGCCUUACAGGCUUUUCAAGGAUCAUGAGAAAGAUUUCUAUCGCACACCCAUCUCAGAGGCCCUGCGCUGCAUGCUGGCCUGGGGAUGGAUUAUCGAAAAGUCAAAGGAGUCCGAGCAGCAGGCACUCUCUGCAAGAACCAGAAGGAUUCAAUCUACCAAUACACAGGCUGCUGCUGAGUCUCCUCAUGGUUACAACCCCAAGCCAUAUGAUAUGUCAGUGAUUGCCCUCACCAGAGAACUAACUGCCAUGUCUGAUCGUCUGGCAGAAAAUUUCCAUGACGUGUGGUGUGUCAGCAAGCAAAAAGAACUGGCGGGUAAAGGAGGUGGUACACACCCUAUGUUGGCACCAUAUGACACCCUGACAGCCAAGGAGAAGGCCAAACAUAGGGACAAGGCCAUGGACAUCAUCAAGUUCCUACAGAUGAAUGGCUACAGUGUCAUCAGACAAGUGAAUGAGGAGAAGGAGAAGAUGAACCUACUUGAGAACAGAUUUGCUCACAUCCUACUGAAGAAGCUGCUUGGAUACGUGGAUAAGGCCAGGGAGAUUAUGGCAGGCAUGAAGCCUCCUAAACCUUCUGCUAAGAAGAUCAGAAGACCCCGUAGGGAUGUGCCACCUGAAGAGGAUAUAAACUUCUUCCUUAAGGUGGUCUUGCCUUUGAUAGAGAAGUACUUCAGCACACAUAGGUCUUACUUCGUCCUUGAUCCCAAAGCCACCCCAGAGUACGGCAAGGCUUCCCCCAUGGAGAUCGAACUGGUCACAAGGCUGUUCUGUGAGCUGUCAUCUCUUCUGAGGGAUAAGAUUGCCUACUUUGGAAAGGACGUUCAAGUCGGGGUGAGAUGCCUUCAUGCCCUGGAUCGCUGCAUUGAUGCAAGAGCCAUCAACAGCCCCAAGUGUCCUGUGGAGGUUAAGAAGGGGAUUCGAGAUUUCUUCAUCAAUGCUGCAGGAGACCUCAGCAUCCUGGUCAACACCAUCAAGAGCCCCAACUUUGGUCAACCUAAAGGGAAAUCAUAUGUGGGUGCACCAGAGGUGACCUACUGCAGCGCUGUGCUCAUCCCUGUCCUGACUUCACUCUUUGACCACAUAGGAGAAAAUAGCUAUGGCUCAGUACAACUCUUGGGUGAGAUCCAGCUGGCAGCAUAUCGCAUCUUCAACACUGUGUACUUUCUCGGGGCAUCAAAAUCAAUCUUCACUGAGGCAUCACCAGGGCAGGAAGAGCUUGAAAGUGUUCUGAAGAGGAACCGUCCAGCUCUGGGUGCCUGCCUGGCUGCCUUCUCCAGUGCCUUCCCUGUGGCCUUCUUAGAACACGAAUACAACACUAUCAACAAGGACUGCAUCUUUGCAGACAAUGAGCAAAUAGCCAAGUUGGGCUUACCUAGCUCUGCUCAAGAGAUCUGGCCAGACAUGCCCACCUUCCAGCAACUGGUAGACCAGAUAACACAUCUGGCCAACUCGGAGUCUGCAUAUGAGGAAGCACCUCACAUAAUUGAAGUAAUUCUACCAAUGUUGUGCAGCUACCUGUCACUAUGGUGGGACCAUGGGCCCAGCAACAUGGCCAACAAGGGAAUAGCUGAGGAUAAGUUGACUACAGGUGUCAGCAACAAACAGAUGAACGAAGUCCUGGGCAGCGUGCUGAAGCUGAUCCGAAACAACCUUGGUCUACCUGAAGCCAGCUGGAUGAAAAGAGUUGCAAACUGCACCCAGCCAAUUAUUGGCUGUGCAGGUACUGAACUGCUUGGCAGCCACUUCCUACCUGUGCUGGAGGAGUUGAAGAAGAAGGCUCAGCAAAUAGAGUACACAGAAGAGCUGCUGAAGUUGGAGUGGAAGGCUGGAACAGACCUAUCUGAGGAAGAACUGGCCAUGCUUGAGAAAAAGCAGCGCCACAAGAAGAAAGGGCACCAUCACGAGCAUGAGCAUGCAUGUGACAGUGACACGUGGCAGCGUAGAUGGACUAAGUAUUAUGAACUUAUGCAGGACUACCAAAUGUUAGCCAGGGACCUGUAUGCCUUCUACCCUCUCCUCAUCAGAUUUGUGGACCUCAAUAGGCAAGCAUGGCUGAAGGUCCCAUCCCCUGAGGCAAAUACUCUCUUCAAGCUAACAGCUGAUGUCUUCCUGAUCUGGGCCAAGUCAGCUGCCUUCCGGAGAGAAGAACAGAAUUAUGUGGUACAAAAUGAAAUUGACCUUAAGGCCUUCCUGGCUGGCACCAGUGGUAAGAGGCCCACUGCUGGAAUGUUCAACAAAAGAAAAAGAGGAAAGGAUCUGUACUCACACAGCACAAGCCUGGUUGUGGCUGCUCUGAAACGUCUCAUCCCAGUAGGCCUUAAUGAUUUUGGGGCCAGGGAACAAGACCUUGUCCAACAAGCCAAGCUGAGAUAUCUCAUGUUGGAAGCUCCACCAGGCAGUGUGACUGACCUUCUGAAAAAGGAGGUAAAAGAUUCUGAUGUAGAGGUGAAGGACUACCUUAAGAAUAACAUGGCUAUUCUAGAGAAGUCCUCUGAUGAUCCAAGCUACCAGUGGCAAAGAGAACUGUAUGCCAACCUGCCACACAAACUUGGGGUUGCUGAUCUAACUAAUGAUGAGAUCAUUGACAAGGUGCAGGAGGUUGCACAGGUCAUAUACAAACUGCACAAGUUUGAGCAUCCAGAAGGCACAGGUCGCACCAUCUGGAACAAAUUGGUUUCCACUCAGAGGAAGAGGGCAGUCAUGAGCUGCUUCAGGAUGGCCCCGAUGCAUAGACUCCCUGAACAUCAGGCCAUCAACCUGUUCUUGCACUCAUACAUGGACAAGUGGCUGGGCAAUGGAAGCAGCUACAGCAAACAUUAUAGAGAACUCACAAAGGAAAUAGAUGAAGCAGAGGGGGAAGUAGGGGAGGAUGAAGUUCCCAAACCUGACCCUCUCCACCAGCUCAUCAGCUGCUUCAACAGGGCAGCAGCUGAACAACAAGAGGCUUUGGAUGAAGAUUUCCUCUACAUGUGCUAUGCUGACAUCAUGGGCAAGAGUUGCAGUGGAGAAGAAGAAGGAGAAGAAGAGGAUGGUGGAGAGGAAGAAGAGGGAGAAGGCCCGACAUUUGAGGAACAAGAAAUGGCAAGUAGACAGUUGCUAAAUGAGCAGUGCAGACUUGCAGAGCGUGGAGCAGCAGAAAUGGUCCUACUUACCAUAAGUGCCAGCAAAGGUGAAUGCAGUCCUAUGAUGGAACGUACACUUCAACUUGGAAUUUCUCUCUUGUCAGGAGGCAAUGAGGAUGUUCAGAAGAAAAUGUUACAACAUCUGCAAGAGAAGAAGGACGUUGGCUUCUUCCAGAGUAUAGCAGGACUAAUGUCCAAGUGCAAUGUUCUUGACCUGGACACCUUUGAGAGAUGCAACAAAGCUGAGGGAUUGGGGGUUGGGGAAGCAGGGCUCAGUUCUGGACAACGUGCUCUACACGACGCACCCUUCACCUGCUCCCUGUUCCGCUUCCUUCAGCUGCUGUGUGAAGGCCACAAUCUGGACUGGCAAAACUACUUGCGAGCCCAAAUUGGCCAUAAUGCCACAAUCAACCUCAUCAUCAGCACAGUAGACUAUCUGCUCAGACUACAGGAGUCCAUGAGUGACUUUUACUGGCACUAUGCAAGCAAGGACCUCAUUGAUGAAGCAGGGCAAGAAUAUUUCAAGAUUGCCAUCAGGAUAGCAAGACAAGUAUUCAACUCCCUUACAGAGUUCAUCCAGGGCCCAUGCCAGGGUAACCAGGAGACCCUAGCCCAUAGCAGGCUGUGGGAUGCCAUCACAGGGUUUCUCUACAUCUUUGCUCAUCUGCAAAAGAAACUGGCACAGGAUUCCAGUCAAGUGAACCUACUGAAGGCUCUGUUAUCACUACAUUCUGACAUGGUCACCAUGCUGCUGUCCUUGUUGGAAGGGAAUGUUGUUAAUGGCAACAUAGGAAAACAGAUGGUAGACAUGUUGGUUGAGUCAUCACAAAAUGUAGAGAUGAUCCUUCAGUUCUUUGACAUGUUCUUGAAGUUGGAGCAGGUUACAGAGUCUGAUGCAUUCAAGGCCAUCUUGGAAAAAAAUGCACAAGAGAGAGGAGAUGAGAUGGCAGACAAUUCAUACAUUUCACCCAAGGACUUUAGAAAGGCAAUGGAAAGCCAGAAGAUCUAUGAAGAGGAAGAAAUUGACUUCCUCCUGUCCUGUACUGAAACAAAUGCUGAGGGACUCAUUGACUACCAGUCCUUCAUUGACAUGUUCCACGAGCCUGCCCGUGAAAUCGGUUUCAAUGUUACAGUUUUGCUGACAAACCUAUCUGAACACAUGCCAAAUGACAACAGACUAAGCAAAUUCUUGGACCUCUCUGAGAACAUGAGGAACUAUUUUGAGGAGAACCUGGGACGUAUUGAAAUUCUAGGUGGAGCUGAACGUGUGGAAAGAGUGUACUUUGAGGUCAAGGAAGAAUUCAUUGAGCAAUGGGAGAAACCUCAGAUCAAGGACUCCAAGCGGAACUUCAUCUUCAAUGUGCUAACAGGAGAUGAUGACAAAGAGAAAUUAGAUGCCUUUAUCAAUUUCUGUGAGGACACCAUCUUUGAGAUGCAACAUGCCACUAACAUCAGUAAGGCAGAGGGUGUUGGUCUGGGGGCUCUUAUUGGUGGAGGGGAGGAGGAGGAGGAGGAGCCAUCAAACCUUUCUCCAAACAGACCCAUUGGUGAGAUGAAGAAGAUUCUGGGGAAUCUAAUGGACUUCUUCAUGCCAGGAACCAUUAAGAAGAAUGUGCUGAAGGCUGCAACAAUGUCUCCAGUUGAGAUGACCAAAGGUUCCUUUUUCUUCCUGCUUUCCUUCGUCACUGGAUGCUUGCUGUUUGGAUUCUCAGCAAUCAAGUUUGCCUUCCUGCUUUCGUUCCAAGUUUUGUUCAAUAAUGCGAUAAUGCGGUCAUUAAGAAAGAAAAUAUUCCCUGAAAAAAAAGAAGAGGAAGCAGUGGCAGAUGCCAUUGAAAAACCGGUGGCAUCAAGAACCAUCUAUCGAGAGAUACCCGACUACCUCAAGGAGCAGGAACGAAACACAAGAAUAGCCUCCGUGUUUGGUAUGGAGAUCAUCAGAGGAGAUGAGGAGGGUGAAAUGAAGAUGAAGAUGGUUCACGUUGCCAAGGCUGCACAGCAGGCUGAAACAGAUGAUGAGACGGAAGAAGAGCAUGAAGAGGAGACAGAAGAAGAGGAAACAGCUGAGAAAGAAGAAAUUCCCACAGAAAAGGGAGCUGAAGCAGCUGAAGGUGCUGAUGAGGAGGAGGUUCUGGAAGAUGAGGUGUUUGAAGAAUCUCCUGAGGAGGAGCAGCCACAGAAGAAGCGCAGGAAGAAGGUGGAAGAGGAGGAGAAGCCUCCAGAGAACAAGUUCUCUGUGCUGGUGGAACAGAUCAUGAGUGUGUUUGCUCGCAACUUCUACAACAUGAAACACUUGGCUCUCAUGGUGACCUUCUGUGUCAACUUCAUCUUGCUCUUCUAUAAGAUCUCCAGUAUGGAUGAUGACAAUGGUGAGGAGAACGGCAACGGUGAUGAGGAUGGGGACUUUGAGAAUGGAGAUGAGGAAGACGAAGACUUUGAGUCAGUUAUUAUAGAGGAAGGGUUGGAGUUCCUGGAGCCUGUAUUACAACUGCUGAGCAUCAUACACACCAUGGUCGCUAUCUCCAUCGUCAUCUCUUACUAUCACCUCAAGAUUCCUCUUGUGAUCUUCAAGAGAGAGAAGGAAGUUGCCCGUGACCUGGAGUUCGAAGGCAAGUGGAUUGUGGAGCAGCCGUCUGAGGAUGACUUCAAGGGACAAUGGGAUAGAUUAGUCUUACCAACAUCGUCGUUUCCAAACUUCUACUUCGACAAGUUUGUCAAGAGAAGGACCAGAGAGAAGUACUCAGAGACACAUGACUUUGAAAGGAUGACAGCACUUCUUGGCAUGGAAGAUGGAGUCAGUGGGGAAACUAAGGAAAGCCCUUCAUCGCUGUUUUCUAUGCUGAAAAACGUGGACUGGAGGUACCAGCUGUGGAAGAUGGGUGUGACUCUGACUGACCAAGACUUCCUGUACCAGCUUGGUUUCCUCUUGUUCUCUAUGCUGGGGCAUGUCAACUACUUCUUCUUUGCUGCUCAUCUGGUAGAUGUUAUCAUGGGCUACAAGACUCUCCGGGUUAUUCUUCAGGCUAUCACCCACAAUGGCAAGCAGCUGUUGCUCACCUGCGGCAUGAUGGCCAUUGUGUGCUACCUGUACACUGUGCUGGCCUUCAACUUCUUCCGCAAGUUCUAUGACAAGGGUGAAGAGGACGAACCAGAUUUGAAGUGUGAAAGCAUGUGGACGUGCUUCAUGUUCCACAUGUACGUUGGAGUCCGAGCUGGUGGUGGCAUAGGUGACGAGUUAGUGGAGCCAGAUGGGGAUGAAUACGAAUACUACCGUAUGAUCUUUGACUUCACCUUCUUCUUCCUGAUUGUCAUCAUCCUGCUGGCCAUUGUCCAGGGUUUCAUCAUUGAUGCUUUUGGUGAACUGAGAGACCAGGCCAACUCUGUGGAGGAAACAUUAGAGAGCAAAUGUUUCAUCUGUGGCAUAGAUGCAGAGUACUUCAACGAGUUACCAAGAGGAUUUGAGAUACACACGGAAAAGGAGCACAACUUUGCAAAUUAUAUGUUCUUCUUGAUGCACUUGAUACAGAAAGAUUCCACGGAUUACACAGGACAGGAGUCCUAUGUGUGGCAGAUGUAUCAGGAGAGAAACUGGGACUUCUUUCCAGUGGGAGAAUGCUUCCGUAAGCAGUAUGAGAAUGAGCUGAAGGAGUAGAGGAAUAAGAUCGAGAAUCAUCAGGACCACUGUAGUAGGUAGGGGCAUGGGGUGGUCAACACCAACAGACUAGUCAUGUACACUUAUGUCUUCAACAGAAGAGGAGCUGAGUCUUGAGUUUGCCAGGCAGCCAUUAUUACCCUAUUCCUCUACUUUACAAGGCAGGGUGUUGUUAGGAAGAUAAUGAUGUUUACAGCUAGUAAGCUACAGCUAUAUAGGAAGAUAUAUCUCAAGGCUCUUGUGGCAGUUGAGAGAGAUGUAACAGCUGAUAACAGCUGACAGGAAUCAUUAUCUGUCUAGUUCUUACCAGAAGAAUGAAAAGGCCCAUAUCAAGUGAUGAGUACACUAUAUACAUGUACAUGUAUGUAUCAUCAUAUAGUUACAGGUCAACUGAAAAACUGGAAAAAGUGGUAUGAAUUCAUAGACUCGAAGAGGACUUAUGUUUGAAGAAAUUAUAAAUUUUAACAAAUGAAAAAGUAAUAAACAUAGAAAAACAUUAGGCCUUUCUGAAGCAGUGACUUGUCAAUACAAAUAUACCAAAACAACAUCACUGUAGGCUGCCAAAAUAGACUGUAGUAGGACAUGUAGAUAUGCUGCCGCUGAAAACUCGUAAUUUUGAAUAAUGUACAAGAUUUAUUUAUUUGCAUGAAUGUUUGUUAUUUUGACUGUUGCAAAAAGUUGUAGGUGAAAUGUAGACAACUGCUCCAUUAACCCACCUUUUUGAUGUUAGGAUGAUGGGGCUGUAAAGGUUUUGUAAUUAAACUUAUUAUACUCAUGAAAUAAACCAAAUGUACAUGAUGUAUGUUGACCAGUUUGUACCCACUCUAGCAUCAUAGUUUUAUCAUACAGAAAUUUAGAAGGCUAGAAUAGACCCUUCAGUCUAAGAACGAUGUUGUAGGUGUAGAACAGAAGUGGUAUUUUAUUCGUAAACCAAUUUUUAAAUGUUAAUGCUUGUUUGUGUCUUUUCUGGAUAAUUUUCUAUAAUCUCAAACUAUGUAGUCUGUUGCUGUCAAUUUUAACAAUUUCAAUGCAAAUGUACAUGGCGCAGAAUCCUGUCAACUCAUUUUCAAUUCUAACUUUGAAGAUUACGACAUGUAGAUAUCACAAGCAAAUAAAAAUAAAAGAUUGGAUGGUGAAAUGCUGCCGUUGAAGACUUUGGAAGAGCAGUUGUAUUGUAAUGACAAGGGAAGCCAAAGUUUUAGAUAUGCAAAAGAAUGCAGAUAGAUAAAUAACUCGCACCUGUCACUGUUUGAGGUUUAUUUUGUAUAAGAUCUGAGAUUGUGCUGAGGUGAUGUGAUGACUAGGGAAGAAGCUUGAAGCAAUCCUUUAGUCUACAUCUCAUCAUCCCAACCGUAUCACUUGAAUGUGAGCUGCAACUUGGAAUGAAAUAAAGGAGAAGUGUGUUCUGA